AUAGAUUAAAUGUACUUUGUAUACAUUAAAUGAAUUGUGUGAACAACAAAUUUAGGAAGCGAUGCAAUACGAGCACUACUUGCAAGUGAAACCGCAACACAAUCUUCUUACGACAUUAACGAUAGCGUAACGAUUAUGAACUCCCCUUCUUCGACGUCUUCAUCAUCGAGCAUGGAAUGCACUGUACAUGACACGAUAAGACUCUGUCUUCACGGCGAAGUCGAAGAAGCAUAUUUGAAGUUCGAACCAGAUAUAGUUUAUUUUGGGGAUCUUAAAGUCGGUGAAAUUUCUCAGCGUGUUGUGCGGAUAUUGAAUCCUUUGAAAUUUGCGCCGGUCAUAUAUCGUUUUGUACGUAAUACAGCAGUGCAUUGCCAUCCGGAAUCGAUGGAACUGAAACCGGAAGGGUGCAUAGAAGUACUUCUGAAAAUCAAAGGAAAAGAGAAUGUUUCCUCCCCCUUCAAAAUUUACUUUGAUGCCGUAGCAGAUUCAUAUGAGUCAACGACAACCAGGGAUAAGAUAAAGUUGAAAGUAGGAAGUUACUCUGUAGAAUGUAUAGUGAGCAUGAUACUUUUACCAAAAAACUUAGCAGAACGCCAUGAUCAUUCAAGGGGUAUUAGAAAACCAUCACUGUCACAGUUUCUGGAUAGAAGAGUAGAACCAGUCAAAAAAGACCCAGACAGUGGAAUAAUAGACAGAGUUAUUGGUUCCCCUAAGUGGAAGUUUAAAGACAUGUCAAAAAUAGUAGAAUGUAAUCCUGCUUUGCAAAGAGAAUUAUUAUCAUCAAGAAUCAAUACUGAAGUAUUAAUACCUUUGUCUCCUUUGCAAAUAUACAAUGUGCAUAUAUAUCCUUCAAUGUUCACUUUUGGAAUGGUUGUACUAAAAAGUCACAAUUACCGACAGCUAAUUGUUGAGAAUAAGAAUAAUUUUCCAGUCAUGAUUCGCCUAACGAGCUUGUCGGUCAGAUGUAUCCAAUUCCCAGAGGGAAAUUUAAUUACUUUACCAGCUGGUGCACUCGUUACUCGGCUAGUCGAAUUUCGAGCACAUCAUCUUGGUAAAUUUAAUGGUUACAUUGAUUACAUUAUUAAUGAUAAUCACUCGUUCGAGCUAGGAGUUACUGCUGACGUUGUUCACAAACAUUUGUCACUCAACACACGUGAAGCAGUGCUUGGUACAGAAUGGUUUGGAGAAGAAGUUUAUAAACCAUUAGACAUUGCACUUCGCAUUAGAAAUAAGUUGGAUGCAAAAACUCAUUUCAAGUGGGAAGUACCAGCAACGUGUAACUUUUUCAUAGAACCAUAUUUAGGUGUCAUUCGUGAAAACACUUCAUUACUCUGCUACGCGUAUUACAAGCCUCAUGCUGUAAGAUCUCAUAACACAGAGUUGACAUUAAAGUGCGAAGGUGGUACCUAUCUUGGGGUACGACUCAGUGUUCCAACUCGGACACCAAGAGUGAGCUUCAUUGAAGACACUAUAAAUGUCGGCGAAAUACCACUUAACCUCCCAGUGGAAGUAGUCGCAUUCUUGAGGAACUUUGACUUUAUCGAAGCUGUGUACGAGGUUGAUACUUCAUCUUUGAUGUACGGAUGCAAUGUUCUUUCUCAUCAUGGCGUAAUAUUACCACGUGGGAUGGUUGCUCUUGAACUGAAUCUCACGUUGAGCCUGUGCUUUAAUUUCUCUACGGUAAUCCAUGUCAUAGUGCAAGGAUGUUUACAUCUGGAAUUAAAAAUUGAAGGAAGUGUAUGCUAUCCCCAGUUAAAGUUACAUCCACAUUCAAUCAGUUUGAGAAGAAUAAGUGCAGCUGCUUAUCAGCAUUAUUUAAUAACUGCCAUAAAUGCUGGAACUACUUUGCUGAAAUUGAACUUUUUGUUACAAAAUUAUCCAGAGUUUCGAAUUUCUCUUUCACCGGAUAGAAGAGACUCUGGUUUAGGACAUGAACAUGUUUUCAUCCAGCCAGGGUCCAGCACGACUCUCCACCUUCAUUUCGAUCCGAUCGAUUUCGCUAGUUAUGCUUUCUAUCUUCCAAUAGUCGUCAACGACAUACUUGGCCCAGCAGUGGAAAUGGAACCAAGGUCACUUAGAGUUGUGGAGUAUUUAAAACCAUUUUUAAAGCACUACGAGAAUAUAUCUAAAGAAAACCUGCACAAUAUACCUUCCAAACUUGUAUCGAUAUCCAUUGAUUGCACGGUUGCAGGAUACGUUGUCCAUUUUAGCAAGUUACAGUUUCACUUCAGUGUCGCGAACAACCAGGUUGAAGAAUUCUGUAUAGAGAAUGGUAAGCCAGCAGAAAUAAGAUCGGUUCGAAUAGACACCAGCGACUUCCUGCUACCCGAUUGUCCAUUUUCUAUCAGAUGGUCUCAUGGCAAAGAAGCAACUGUAACAUUGAAUUCUAUUGAAUGUACGCUAAAGCAAGGAGAGAAGUGCGUUUUUCUACUAGCAUUUCAUUCAAAAUCACAAGGGAACUUUAGUGUGGAAGCACCGAUCUUUGUAAGUGGGGAACUGGAUGGGCAAAUGUUUAACAAAUUAUCUCUGAGCGGUGAAUGUCCUGUGAGAUCUAUCAGUGCUGAGCCUGCAGACAUUUAUUUCACUCCCGUACCACUUGAUACAAUGUCUGAAAAAUCAUUUCGAUUGAUCACAAGGAAUUUUGACAAAGUUUCAAGAAUUUUGGCAAGGGUAUUACUGCCUGAUUAUACUAGUGGCAUAUAUAAGGAAGAUACCUUGACCGUUUGUUUUAUAAAUGAUAACAUUGUGCCAGCUUCUGAGUACUCAGAACUGGAACUGAAAGUAAUGUUCAAAAGUGUUGUGCCUGUAUCUUUCCGUUUGACUGUUGAGUUCUUCGAUGAAAGUAGAUUAGCUUCUUGUCUUGUGAGGAUGUAUGCUAUUGCGGAUAAUUGUUCAUUAACAACGCAUGCACAUAUCAGAAAACCUUGGAGUGAGUUUGAAUGGUAUGUGGACCAGGAUAAACGAGUAUCCCAUAUUUCCAAAUUAUCUGAUAGCAUUACGGAUGAAGAAGAUGAUGAGGAUGAUCAACAGAGCUCAUAUACUGGUAGACAGAGACAGUUGUCAGGACCAAGAAUUAGUAUUCUAUCUUAUAUUGAAGCACACAGUGAAGGAUCGCUUAAGAAACUGUUGGAAUCUAGAUUCAAGUUACCGGUUUUAGAAAAAUCGACGUUUAUGAAAGAAAUGAAUAGUGAUGACCAUAAAUCUGAUGAGGAGAUAGAGAAAUCUCAUUCAGAGAAACGUCUAUCAGGUCUUUCCUCAAAAGUUUCAUCGUCUCAUGGUAAAAAGUGCUCUGUACAACUGGAGUAUCCAUUUUUUCCUUCUGACGACGAGGGAGACAAUUUCGAGAGACAUAUGAACGACGCGUUAAAGGCUGCUGAAGAAUGGUUGUACACCACCCCUUUCAGAUUCAGUUUUUAUCCUGAUAUCCCAAAGGGCAUGACAGUAUCAAUGUCAAAAUCUUAUACAAAAAAACAACCGCAGGCCAGGAGCAGUAGAAGUCAGAAGGGUCCUAUUUAUGAAUGGUUUUUCUUGGAUGUACUUGAAUUAUUUGUAGGUCCAACACUGUAUGAUUAUAUUGAAAUGCCUAAAACUCCACCAGAUGAUAAUAUUGAAAGAGCGUACUAUUACUUCAAUCUUUUUGAUGCUAUCCUAAAUUAUUUAUUAACAUGUGGAGCACACGUGUGUCAUGUCUCAGCUCAGUUCUUAUUGAGUUAUGAGAGCUAUGUAAUUAUUACAGAGAAUGUAAGGACUAAUAAUAAAAUGCAAAAAGCAUCAGUAACGAAAUGGACAUCAACAGAGAAGUUAUCACCACGGUUAUUCGAAUCACGAAGCAAACAGUGCUGGCUAGAUGUAAUAUUACAGACAUACAAAUGUUUUGUUCUUCUACCUAUUUCUGAUAUAAAAGUGAAAAAAGAACCGUCAGUUUUUGGUUCAACUUCGGUUCCCACUUCUAGACGAUCUACUGUUCAUCGAGCAUCUGUUAUUUCACCUUCAAUAUUCAGUCUACCAAGGCAAUGUGAAAUACAUGAGAGAAAUAUUCGGAACAUGAUCCAAUCAUGUGGUGAUCGUAGAAUACGUAAUAAUAAUUAUACUCAGCAAGAGUUAUUUUUAAUGGCAUGGUUGGAAUAUCAUUACGAACAAGAACGUACAAAAGAAUGGAUGAUUGAUCGUCGAUUCAUAUUGAAUCCUCAUCAGAGUAAAGAUGUAGCGAAUGCACGUCUCGUUGAAAAUUUUGAUAAAGAUUUAGCUGAUUCCUUAGUAUUAAUUACGGUCACUGCUGCUUACUGUCCCUUUCUUGUUGAAGAAUGUUUUAAUAGCAUAUAUAUUAGUCCACGAAAUUUGGAAGAAGUAAUACACAAUGCAAUAUGCAUUGUAAACACUUGGAGGAAGAUACGACUUGGUUUUAUAAUUUCACCAUUGGAAAUUGCAUACCCAAAUUGUGUAAAACUGUUAAUGUUGGUUACAUAUUUAUACAAAACAUUACCAACUUACAUUCCAAAAGCUAAAAUUAGGUUUAGUUGUCCUCUGUCUGAGAUUGCAACAAGGCAAAUAAAUUUUACAAAUUCAACUCCUCACAAUGUUGGUUUCUUGGUAGUUUUAUUUGGAAAUAGUAAUAAAUUCUUUAUGACUGCAACCUCAUCACCGGUUAUACGCUUAAAUGCUCAUGAGACCACUGUGAUAAAGCUGCAGUUUCAUGCUAAGAAAAUAAAAAAGACCAAAGCUUACUUGCUGUUCUGUGGAGCCGCAAUUGGCCCUCACUUUGGUAGAAAUCAGACAUUCAUUCUUGAGGGUCAAGCUGACACUUUGGAAAUAGCAAAUGAGUACACAAUAAGCAGCAAAUUAUAUGAGGUUCUUGACGAAAAUUUAAAUAUUGAUGUACCUUAUGAAAAUCCAACUGAAUAUGAGAUAUGGAUGUCUGAAGAACGUCCGAGUAAACCAAGUACAUUGAAUUUAACACGAUGGUCUGAGCUACGCUUGAGGAAGAUACCUCGAAGACUAUUUUUAAAUCAAACAUCAAUUACAGUAAAAGAAGAUAGUACGCAAGCUAUUUUAUCGAUCACAGUGGCAUGUAUUAUGCCAGUUAACAGAAAUUUCUGGAUUGUUUUUCAAUCAAAACAUGGUGAUUUUAUUAUUCAGAUCAAUUCACGCUGGCAGUCAUCAAUAAUCGAUAAUAUUGUAGUAACAUUGAAGGUAGAAGAAGACCAAUGUAUUUGCACGGAUAUGGAUAGUGAAUAUAGUGAACAGUGUCCUUUGCAUGUGGUAGUGCCUAUACCUUCUAAAAACAAGCAACUUUGGGGCUGCGUUGCUCACAUGUUCCAAAAAACUCUUGAUCAGCAGGAACGCAUAUUUUGGUCACGAUACUUAGAUACUUAUAUUGGUCUACAUUUGAUUCGUUGGUUAAUGGGAGGAUACGCUGGGGAUUCUGUUGCAUUGGAAUUUUCUCAUAUAUUUGAUAGAAAAGUUACUUACAAUGUAACAACAUCCAAGACAUCUGGUAUACUUGAUAUUCCUAAAACACUUACUAUAAGUGAUGUAAUGAAUACUACAGAAAAUAUUCCAAUCGAUGUUCAUAUUGUUCCUUUCACUGGUCCAUUGUAUGAAACAACAUUAACGUUAACAUCAGUUAAUGGUAAAGAAUUAAGGAAAUAUACAAUCAGUUUCUUGUGUACUUAAAAGUAAGGAAUGCAUCAGCCGAGUUGACUUAUAUUUAUAUUAACAAAACUUUGUUACAAAUACUUUUUAUACAACUAAUAAUUUUAACAUUUGGUUUUUUAA
Molecule: messenger RNA, 5775 nt
Organism: Megachile rotundata (alfalfa leafcutting bee)
Lineage: Eukaryota; Metazoa; Arthropoda; Insecta; Hymenoptera; Megachilidae
Product: cilia and flagella-associated protein 47
Biological process (GO): cilium assembly
Cellular component (GO): cilium
Source: RefSeq, a predicted model, not a curated record